This is a messenger RNA of Meriones unguiculatus (Mongolian gerbil), 1478 nucleotides long. It is a transcript of the gene Psmd10, whose product is annotated as proteasome 26S subunit, non-ATPase 10. Lineage: Eukaryota; Metazoa; Chordata; Mammalia; Rodentia; Muridae. The transcript has 5 exons. The record is from RefSeq and is a predicted model, not a curated record. The coding region runs from base 49 to 729 and encodes 226 amino acids. Gene Ontology annotation, molecular function: protein binding.
ACGUAGAGGGGCGGUCCUUGAGUUUCACGGAGAUCUUGGGAAGGCGAAAUGGAGGGGUGUGUGUCUAAUGUAAUGGUCUGCAACCUGGCCUACAGCGGGAAACUGGAUGAGUUGAAGAAGAGCAUUUUGGCUGACAAAUAUCUGGCUACUAGAACCGAUCAGGACAGCAGAACAGCAUUGCACUGGGCAUGCUCAGCUGGUCAUACAGAAAUUGUUGAAUUCUUGCUGCAACUUGGAGUGCCAGUGAAUGAUAAAGAUGACGCAGGUUGGUCUCCUCUUCAUAUUGCUGCGUCUGCUGGCCGGGAUGAGAUUGUAAAAGCCCUUCUGGUAAAAGGUGCACAAGUGAAUGCAGUCAAUCAAAAUGGCUGCACUCCCCUCCAUUAUGCAGCUUCAAAAAAUAGGCAUGAGAUUGCUGUCAUGUUACUAGAAGGCGGGGCUGAUCCAGAUGCUAAGGACCUUUAUGACGCUACAGCAAUGCACCGGGCAGCAGCCAAGGGUAACUUGAAGAUGGUUCAUAUCCUUCUUUACUACAAAGCAUCCACAAACAUCCAAGACACUGCGGGUAACACUCCUCUACACUUAGCGUGUGAUGAGGAGAGAGUGGAAGAAGCAAAAUUGCUGGUGACCAAUGGAGCAAGUAUUUACAUUGAGAAUAAAGAAGAAAAGACACCCCUGCAAGUGGCCAAAGGAGGCCUGGGUUUAAUACUCAAGAGAAUGGUAGAAAGUUAAGCAGCUUGUAUUUAGUCUUUGUAUGUUUUUUUUUUCCUCACUGUCCUGGAAACUAUUAUACUGUACACAAAGCAUCUUGUGUGAAUGAAAACAUUUUCUAACCUUCACAAUCAGACACCAUGUUUUAUUGCUCCUGCUGCAGUACCUAUUCUAAGCUUACAACCCACUUUCCAGGUAUUGAAAAACUGUUGAGAUUGUUCUGCUGAUGCUAUUCUUGUUCUCCAUUAAAUCUUGAUAUUGUGGAGUCAGUGGUCAUGAGUUUUGAGCAUCCUCCCAUGCACCUGCUGUCCAGCUAUGUAAUCGGACACAUCCAGAAACUGCCAGCUGAUUGUAUCAGGUGGUAGUUCUGUGCUUUCCUCUUUGUAGUGAAAACACAUAACACAUCCUGGCUUAUUUUUCAAGUUCACUAAGAGACCUAUGCCAAAUAUUUCUCGUUUCAGCUAUGAGGUUAAUUUUUUACAGGAGGAAGUUCUAUAUUUUAGUGGACCAAAUUUUAAGUUGAAUUGUAUGUUCCUAAAGUAAUAAAGAACAAAAGCUUGUGUACCCAUGUACCUUUUUGACUAGCCAUCCUCCAAAACAAGACGUUUUUUAAAAAAAGAUAUUAAACGUAUCUACGUUGACUCACCUUGUUUUGAAAAGAAUUGCCAAGCUUACUAAAGUGACAUAUAACAAAAAUAUAUUUUGAUUUGUAUUUCAAGUACUACAAACUUGUAUUUGAAGUAUUACAAAAAAAUAAACUAUUGAAAGAA